CUGUAUCCAGCGGCACCGCAGAGUGCAUCACUUCUCACUUGUUAGUCGAGAGGAAGAGUAACCGGUGCUGAUUCACUCUCGCUGCCACUAUUAAAAGAGUGAGAGGAGGACUUAACGCAACCUCACUUCAAAUCAUUUUCCUUCCAUUUCUCUCUGGUUCUGCGCCUUAGGGUUUGCGUUCUGUGCUUGCUGUGAGUUUCUGUCACUGAUUUUCCGGAGAUGGAUUCUUUUGGGACCAAUGGAAAUGAGACCGAGGAUUCCUUGCCUCCACCUCCUCCACCUCCCGUGGUGCCAUCUGAUGUUGUACCUGUCAAAGCUGAACCGGAGAAGAAGAAGCCUUUGAGGCUUCCAAUGGCGAGGCGUGGCUUAGCUUCAAAAGGAAUGAAGAUGCAACUUCUUACUAAUCACUUCAAAGUGAACGUUGGAAACACUGAUGGAUACUUCUAUCAGUAUAGUGUGUCUCUUACUUAUGAAGAUGGCCGGCCUGUGGAGGGUAAGGGCGUAGGGAGGAAAGUGCUGGACAGGGUGCAGGAAACUUAUGAUUCUGAAUUGAAUGGGAAGGAUUUUGCUUAUGAUGGUGAGAAGACUUUGUUUACACUAGGUUCUCUGGAUCGCAACAAGCUUGAGUUUACUGUGGUGUUGGAGGAUGUUACUUCUAGCAGAAAUAAUGGAAACUGCAGCCCUGAUGGAAAUGGAGAACCAAAUGAAUUUGACAAGAAGAGGAUGAGACGCCCUAAUAGAGCAAAGACAUAUAAUGUUGAGCUGAGCUUUGCUUCCAAAAUUCCAUUGCAGGCAAUUGCCAGUGCCCUACGGGGGCAGGAAUCAGAAAAUUUUCAAGAAGCAAUCAGAGUGCUUGAUAUCAUUUUGAGGCAACAUGCUGCUAAACAAGGCUGUUUGCUUGUGCGGCAAUCAUUUUUUCACAAUGAUGCUAAGAAUUAUGCUGACGUAGGAGGAGGUGUACUGGGUUGUAGGGGAUUUCAUUCUAGUUUUAGAACAACUCAGAGUGGCUUGUCUCUCAACAUAGAUGUGUCAACCACUAUGGUAAUUAGCCCUGGGCCUGUGGUGGAUUUUCUCAUUUCCAAUCAGAAUGUUAGAGAUCCAUAUUCUCUUGACUGGGCAAAGGCCAAGAGGACACUGAAAAAUUUGAGGAUUAAAACUAGUCCAUCUAAUCAAGAAUUCAAAAUCACUGGGCUCAGUGAACUUCCUUGCAAAGAGCAAUUGUUUACAUUGAAGAAAAAAGCUGGAGCGGAUGGUGAUGAUGCCACUGAGGAAGUUACCGUAUUGGAUUAUUUUGUCAAUCAUCGCAAGAUAGAUCUCCGUUACUCUGCUGAACUUCCAUGCAUCAACGUUGGAAAGCCAAAACGGCCAACUUAUUUCCCCAUUGAGCUUUGCUCUUUGGUAUCCCUUCAACGCUAUACAAAAGCGCUAUCCACUCUUCAGAGGUCUUCAUUGGUGGAGAAGUCUAGGCAGAAGCCACAGGAGAGGAUGAGGGUGUUGUCUGAUGCUCUUAAAACUAGCAAUUAUGGCGCUGAACCUAUGCUUCGCAAUUGUGGGAUUACUAUAAACUCUGGCUUUACAGAAGUUGAGGGUCGUGUUCUCCAAGCUCCAAGGUUGAAGUUUGGUAACGGGGAAGACUUCAACCCAAGAAAUGGCAGGUGGAACUUCAAUAAUAAGAAAAUUGUUAAACCAACUAAAAUUGAAAGAUGGGCUGUGGUUAACUUUUCUGCACGCUGUGAUGUACGUGGGCUUGUGAGGGAUCUCAUUAAGUGUGGUUCGAUGAAAGGAAUUGUGAUUGAUCAGCCUUUUGAUGUAUUUGAAGAAAAUGGUCAGUUUAGGCGUGCACCUCCCCUGGUUAGAGUUGAGAAGAUGUUUGAGUUUAUUCAGUCUAAACUUCCCGGUGCUCCUCAGUUUCUUCUUUGUCUUCUUCCUGAAAGGAAAAAUUCUGAUCUUUAUGGUCCGUGGAAGAAGAAGAAUCUGGCUGAUUUUGGGAUUGUUACUCAGUGUAUAGCUCCAACUAGGGUCAAUGAUCAGUAUUUAACUAAUGUUUUGUUGAAAAUCAAUGCUAAGCUGGGUGGCCUGAAUUCAAUGUUGGGUGUUGAGCAUUCUCCUUCUAUUCCUCUGGUUUCCAGAACUCCUACUAUUAUCAUUGGCAUGGAUGUGUCUCAUGGCUCGCCAGGCCAAACAGAUAUUCCUUCAAUUGCAGCGGUGGUUAGCUCUCGAGAAUGGCCUCUAAUAUCAAAGUAUAGGGCGUGCGUCCGUACCCAGUCUCCAAAGGUUGAAAUGAUUGAUAAUUUAUUCAAGAAAGUGUCUGAAAAGGAGGAUGAUGGAAUAAUGAGGGAACUUCUACUUGACUUCUAUACUAGUUCUGGGAACAGGAAGCCUGAAAAUAUAAUCAUCUUCAGGGAUGGUGUUAGUGAGUCGCAGUUCAAUCAAGUUUUAAAUAAGGAACUUGAUCAAAUUAUUGAGGCAUGUAAAUUUCUUGAUGAAAAAUGGAAUCCCAAAUUCUUGGUGAUUGUUGCUCAAAAGAAUCAUCAUACUAAAUUCUUCCAGCCUGGGUCUCCUGACAAUGUUCCCCCUGGAACUGUAAUUGAUAAUAAAAUUUGCCAUCCUCGGAAUUACGAUUUCUAUAUGUGUGCACAUGCUGGAAUGAUAGGUACUAGCAGGCCUACACAUUAUCAUGUUCUGUUAGAUGAGAUUGGUUUUUCUCCCGAUGAUCUACAGGAGCUUGUGCAUUCCUUAUCAUAUGUGUAUCAGAGGAGCACUACUGCCAUUUCUGUUGUUGCUCCAAUAUGCUAUGCUCACUUGGCUGCAACUCAGAUGGGCCAGUUUAUGAAAUUUGAGGAUAAAUCGGAGACGUCUUCGAGUCAUGGUGGUCAGGGUCAGGCUGCACCUCCAGUCCCUCAGUUGCCUAGGUUGCAGGAAAAUGUGUCCAGCUCAAUGUUCUUUUGUUGAGGCGUGUUUAGCUGUUCUACUUAUCCUCGUUAAACAAUGCUGUUUAUAAUAUUAAGUAGCAAUCUAGUUUUUUGUGGAGGACUCGGUUUAAGUAGACGUAAACAACAGGCGCCAUAGGUUGUUGAAAAGCAUUUUGCUCUCGCCUUUUACAUGUUUUUAGUUUUAGUAUUUUGAAUACUGUUAAAAUCUCCUCUUUUGAAGAUUGUUAAAAGGUAUAUGCUUUUCGUAUGGCUUCUGUUUUAGGUUUAGCGGUUUGUGGGAAUGUUUUGCUGGUUUGUAAAUGCACAGCACUGCUCUUACAAAAAGCUCGUUUGUGAUCUACGGUUGUUAUUA
Cajanus cajan (pigeon pea) is the source of this 3285-nucleotide messenger RNA. RefSeq names its product protein argonaute 4. The record is from RefSeq and is a predicted model, not a curated record. Lineage: Eukaryota; Viridiplantae; Streptophyta; Magnoliopsida; Fabales; Fabaceae. Gene Ontology annotation, molecular function: RNA binding; protein binding.